Messenger RNA from Mytilinidion resinicola, 1929 nucleotides. RefSeq lists its product as uncharacterized. The coding region runs from base 283 to 1563 and encodes 426 amino acids. Lineage: Eukaryota; Fungi; Ascomycota; Dothideomycetes; Mytilinidiales; Mytilinidiaceae. The transcript has 2 exons. The record is from RefSeq and is a predicted model, not a curated record.
CUCUUGUCCUGGCGCGCAAUUCGCUUUGUGACAGCCUCCCCUUCGCGUUACUGUUCUAAGAUACCCUCUUGCUUCGCGUUCCGAGUCUCCUUGCGCGAGCCUUGCAUUGUAUUGAAUCUUGGAUAUUUGCUGGAAAUUUGUCUUUUCUUCUAUCCACAUGCGCGCCGCGCUCCUACUCCCCUCGUUCUGGUGAACGUAGACAUUUCUGCUCCGCCCACUCCCUUCCUCCGACGCUUCUGAAUCCUCCGUCAACGUCGCAUCCCCUACAAACACCCCGCAAUCAUGGCGCUUCAUCGACGUUUCAUACCGAUAUUAGCCCUUGUAUCGGUAGCGGUGCUUUUCCUCCUCUACCAAAGCAUCACGGUGCGCGAGACACUGCGCGGAUUGCCACAAAAGAUCGGCCUGGGAGACGUCACAGGGGACGAGACGCGGGUACCCAUAAAUGAUGAUUUACCUCCGAAGAGUAACGGGACCGCGAAACACACGCCCGUAAAUCCAGAGGACAAGGACUAUGUGAACUGGAACCCCAAGCCCGUGUUCAAGGGCGGAAGCCCCAGGCCUGAGAACCACAACUACACCACCACCUUCGUAGUAGCCAGAACAAUAGACGAGGAUAUAACUUGGAUAAAAGAAAACAUCCCCGACCUCAACACCGCCAUAUACGUCGCCGACGACCCCUUCGCCCCGCUCCACCCGCCCAAGAAUAAAGGCCACGAAGUCAUGAUUUACCUCACCUACAUCAUUGACCACUACGACGACCUGCCCGACGUCUCCAUCUUCAUGCACAGCCACCGUUACACCUGGCACAAUGACGACAUCCUCGACAGCGACGCCGUCGUCAUGCUCAAGCGCCUCAACCGCGCUCGCGUCUGGCGCGAGGGCUAUCAUAACAUGCGCUGCAGCUGGGACCCUGGCUGCCCGGACUGGAUGCACCCGGGCGAAGUCGAGGAAGACCAGUUCCGCCAGGAGCAGUCGCAGCUCGCGAAGUCUUGGUCCGAGCUGUUCCCGCUCGACGAGGUCCCCUCCGUCCUCGCGCAGCCCUGCUGCGCGCAGUUUGCGCUUUCCAGCGAAAGGAUUCGCGCCCGCCCCCAGGCCAGCUACGUCUGGUAUCGCGACUGGCUGCUGCGCACGCCGCUGGGCGACUUCAUCUCCGGCCGCAUCUGGGAGUACGUGUGGCAGUUUGUGUUCACGGGGAGCAACAUCUUCUGCCCGAAGCCGCACAUGUGCUUCUGCGAUGGGUACGGGGUGUGCUUUGGCGGGGAGGACAAGUUUACAGAGUGGAUCGACACGCGAAAUCAGAUGCGGAAUAUCGAGGGCGAGCUGCGAGACUGGGAGGAGAAGGGACGGAAUAUCGAGGAGGCCGAGGCCGAGGGGCGCACGAAGGAGGCGGAGCAGCUGGAGAAGCCGGAACCGGGAAAGGAUAAGAAGCUCAAGCAGGCGAUCGAUGAGCUCAGGCCGAUCGUGGAGAAGAGACGCAAUGAGGCAUUUGAGCGCGGGAUGAAUGAUCCUGAGGCCAGAGCGAAGGAGAUUGGGAGGAAGUGGAAGGAGGGGGAUGGAUUUUGAGGGGUGAAUGCAUGUUUUUCGGUUCUCCAAAAUCCAGCCAUUGAGCGAGCUAUUUGAUGGUGGCGCGUUGAGUUGUUCAUGGAGUUUAAUGGGUCGGGGCGCCUGCAUUGGGUAUUGAGGCUUGGGUUGUUCGUUCUAUUGGAUACGGCUUCACCGAGAGGUCUCCUAUGCAUCAGUUGGGUUCUCUGAGGCGUUUGUGCGCGCUAAAUGUAUAUCUUGGAGCGUAUCAAGCAGUGCAAAAUGAAGCAAGAUAGGUUUAUAUCGGAGCGGCUUCUAUGAAGCAAUCGAGUAGAAUUGGGUCCUCUUUAGAGUUCAAUCUCGACAGUCUAUCCAAAUCAACUCCCUCUACAAAUCAGAGGCUCACCC